GCCGCAGAGCUUAACAACUCCUUCGCUUCUCCCUUUUCACCUAAUUCUCUCCUUCUCUUCUUCUUUGCCCUUUCGCUUCUUAUAAAUAUGCGGUUAUUGUCAUGGCCUUCAGUUACUCAAUUGUUGCUCGCCCCAUUGGUUAUUGCCAGCGCCAGCGAGUAUAAUGACUACAGCGAGAAUCUACUCCUCAAGUCUCUUCCGGGAAACUCCCUACUGGCAUCCUUCCGCUUUGUCAGUAAUGGGACAUUCGACAGUCACCAUUCGGUAUUUCCGCGCUCGCUUGCACAGAUCCUACAACAGAGCCAAACGAAAGAGCUACACUUGAAGUUUACGUUGGGUAGGUGGGACGCUGAGCAAUGGGGCAGACAGGUGUGGGAUGGGCGGACUGCAGGGGGCACGGGUGUGGAGCUAUGGGCGUGGGUAGACGCUGCGGAUGAUGCUGAGGCGGAUGCGAGAUGGACUACGCUCAAUAAUGCGCUUUCGGGACUGUUUUGUGCUUCGCUUAAUUUUAUUGAUUCUACGAGGACUAUUAGACCUGUUAUGUCGUUCCAACCAGCCGGACAUCAUUCCCCAGAGGGAUUGGAGAGACUGCACUUGCUUCAUGGAACCCUUCCACGAGAGCCGGUAUGUACGGAAAAUUUGACGCCCUUCUUGAAACUGUUGCCUUGUAAGGGCAAGGCUGGUAUCUCGAGCUUGUUGGAUGGUCAUAGGCUAUUCGAUGCCCAGUGGCAAAGUAUGAGCAUCGACGUAAAGCCUGUUUGUGAGGAGGAUGGUAAAUGCCAAUUACAGAUGGAGCAAACGAAGCCUUACGCCGGCGGUGAUUCUUGUUUUCCCCUUUCCGGGGUUACUGACCUCCCUUGGUCGCUAUCUGAAAUGUUCGGUCGCCCGAUCCGCGGUUCGUGCCCGUUGGCUGUUGUUCCUACCGAAGAGGCAACUCAUGUUUGCGUCAAUAUCGCUGAACAGCGGUCCAUCUUCGUUUCUCAGGGCUCAGAGGAGAGAAAGAAGUCACCCGAGUUGAGGUGUUUUAUUCUUCAUGAAAAUAUUGAUUUCGACAUAGUCCUUCCGGAGCUUAGCCCCUCUACCAAUCUCCUGCCAACUACUCCUCCCGUUUAUGCCUCCCGCUCCCUAACUGGGCAUGGGCAGGAACGUGGAGGUAUCCAAGCGGUCCUAAACAACCCCUCCUCAAACUCCACCGUUGAGUUCGUAUAUCUUGAGUCACUCCCGUGGUUCAUGAAGCCAUACCUACACACCCUCUCCGCGACUAUUUCCGGAAAAGACGAUAGAAACAUCAUCCAAGACAUCUAUUACCGCCCCGCUCUAGACAGAAAACGCGGGACACAACUAGAAGUCAGACUACGGGUCCCACCAGGAGAAACUGUUCUCUUGAACUACGAAUUUGAUAAGGCUGUCUUGAGAUACACAGAAUACCCCCCAGACGCCAACCGUGGAUUUGAUAUUGCCCCCGCAGUAAUCUCCAUCCUCGACCCGGCUUCCCAAAAGUCUACAUUCUCAAUCAGAACAACUUCCCUGCUCCUCUCCCUCCCAACACCAGACUUUUCCAUGCCCUACAACGUCAUCAUCCUCACAAGCACAGUCAUGGCCCUUGCCUUCGGCUCCAUAUUUAACAUUCUUGUUAGGAGGUUUGUCGGCGCGGAUGAGGUCAUCGGCGGCGGCCUAGUAUCCAAGAUUCGUGGCCACAUAAUGGCGUUUGCAGCGAAGAGAGGGAGAGCAGGUGGUGAUAAACCGAAGACGGAGUAGAUGCACUUGAGACUUUAAUGAUAUCAAUUGUGUAAUUUUUUAAUUUUGUUUUCUUUUAUCAAAUAAUUGGAAUUGAUGGCGUUUUUAAGAGGGGCUGGGUUUGGGUGUGGGUGAUGUAUUGGGAAUUGUAAAAUUGUAUCUGAAUGUUUGAUUGUG
Molecule: messenger RNA, 1914 nt
Organism: Tuber melanosporum (Perigord truffle)
Lineage: Eukaryota; Fungi; Ascomycota; Pezizomycetes; Pezizales; Tuberaceae
Exons: 6
Coding region: 88-1758 (556 amino acids)
Biological process (GO): attachment of GPI anchor to protein
Cellular component (GO): GPI-anchor transamidase complex
Source: RefSeq, a predicted model, not a curated record